AUGGCGGAUAAAUUGGACGACUACCAGGGUGUAACUGGCCGGUGGCAUGGAAUAAGGGACCGGUGGAAGGAGAGAUACGCGCAAUGGAAGGAGAACCAUCCGCGUGGGAUUCGGGAGAUUUUGAAGGAGAUGCUGUUUGGUAUACCUACGUCAUCUGAGCCGCCCAACCGAGAGUAUGAUAACAGCGAAUACAGCGAUAUAUUCAGGCGGAAAAACCGAUUGGAACUUAUGCGUAUAUCGGCUGCAGUAAUGGGCAUAGAAUUUUCAUACGCGGGCGAGACGGCCUUCGUUUCGCCCACCCUGCUCCAGAUUGGAGUGCCCCAUCACCAAAUGACUAUGGUGUGGGCGCUCUCACCGUUAAUAGGCUUCUUUAUGACUCCUCUCCUGGGCUCGCUGAGUGACAGGUGCAAAUCUAAAUUCGGACGACGGCGACCAUUUAUCGUUAUGAUGUCCAUUGGAGUGUUUUUAGGUCUAAUCUUGGUACCCAAUGGUGAAACCUUGGGUUAUAUGCUUGGUGACCUAGGAAAUGUAAAUAGGACCCAAGUUCCCUCAGUAUUAGGCCCACGUAGUACAGCAUUAGAAACGGAAGGAACGAAUUACCAUCCUUGGGGUGUGUUUUUCACUAUAAUUGGUACUGUGCUGUUGGAUUUCGAUGCUGAUGCCUGCCAAAGUCCUGCACGAGCGUAUCUACUCGAUGUGACAGUUCCAGAGGACCACGCUAGGGGCUUGAGUACUUUCACAAUAAUGGCUGGUUUGGGAGGCUUCAUGGGAUACGCGCUUGGCGGAAUAAAUUGGGAUGAAACCACUCUAGGAGACUUCUUCGGUGGCCACGUGAGAGCAGUAUUCUCAUUGAUCACAAUAAUUUUCGUGAUCUGUGUAUCAGCCACUGUCAGUAGUUUUAAAGAAAUACCAUUGGAAGAGUUGCACCAAUAUGACGAGUUUAAAAAGAGUACUGAAACAUCAAAAUCUCCGCCUGAUCAGGAACAAUUUGAAAGAGAUAAUCUGAGAAAAGAUGUGUCCAGCUAUGGGACUCUUGAAGAGGAAGGUUUGAUGAGGGAUUGUUCAACUUAUGGAACGUUGGAAGGCUCUGAGGCUCCAGAGCCACCAGCUCCAAAUGGAAUAGCAAUACCUGAAGGCCACGGCGAGCCUCUUUCCUUAAAACACUAUCUGAGGUCCAUAGUCAUGAUGCCCAAGUCUAUGAGAGUCGUUUGUUUGACUAAUCUAUUCUGCUGGAUGGCGCAUGUCUGCUAUUCGUUGUACUUCACAGACUUCGUCGGCGAAGCUGUGUAUGGUGGAAAUCCAGCUGCGCCAGUCGGUACAGAAAGUAGAACAAACUAUGAAGCUGGCGUUCGCUUCGGCUGCUGGGGGAUGGCGAUGUACUCUCUAUCUUGUGCUUGCUAUUCAACUGUUAUUGAGAAACUGAUUAAGAAGUUUGGCGCUAAAAGAGUCUACGUCGGAGGCCUGUGUACCUACAGCUGUGGCAUGAUGCUCCUCUGCAUCUUGAGGACCCAAACAGCAGUGCUCCUGUUCAGCUGGACAGCUGGUAUCAUGUACUCUACGCUUUUCACGAUGCCCUACCUCCUGGUCGCGCACUACCAUGCAACAGGAAUGUGGGAUAGCGAAGGAGGUGGCUGCGGUGAAGAGCGAGGUAUCGGUACAGAUGUUGCUGUGAUCAGCAGUUGUGUUUUCGUCGCCCAGCUUCUUAUUUCAUUUAUUAUGGGCUUCGCUUUGAAGCUGACUGGGUCCACGGCGGCUGUGGUCGGUGUAGCAGCCUCUUUAGCUGGUGCUGCUGCUAUUACAGCAACUAAAAUUACCUAUUUGGAGCUCUAA
This is a messenger RNA of Pieris macdunnoughi, 1830 nucleotides long. The record is from the annotation of a GenBank genome assembly. Lineage: Eukaryota; Metazoa; Arthropoda; Insecta; Lepidoptera; Pieridae.